AUGGGUUCAUUAGUGAAAGGAGUGAUAAUCCAUGAGUCACUUCUUGUUCAUGAGUAUGCCACCGCCUCUUUCCACCCUUCUGCUCGCUCUCUUCUCCGCAAGCUCCGCCAUUCCAACCUCCACAAUGGAAUCUCUUACUCACCUUCUCUCCCUGACAAUAAGGUGGGAGUACUUAAAAAGAUGGCAAUAGAAUACUCCUUUGAUUGUUUUCUCUUGAAUGAUGAAUCAUCUAUUGGUGGUGUUAAUGAGAUUACACUUUCUUGGGGUGGCACUGGAGGGAAAAUUUUGUAUCUUGUUCCUAGUAGCAAGAAGGAUGCUUUUUGUCAAUUAAGCAAUUUGGGUUGGAUCAUUGUUGUUCUGGAUGUUGAAGGUGCUGGUGCAUGUGAGAAUUCAGGAGUGGUUUGCAUCAGUAAAGUGGAAGAGUUGCCUGUGAUAAUUUGUGGCUUAAAUAGAAAGGCUAUUGGGGAUAAAGCUGUGACUGUUGGUUAUAUUAUGAAGCCUUCUCGGGCAGAAGAUUUUGCUAAGAGGGGUGCUUUCCCCAUGAAUUCUACUCCAAAUGGUUUGAUGUUUCUACCCCUCACAUUUGAGCUCCCCCUACCAUCUCAGUUACAACUCGUUGACUUAGUUCUGCAUAAAGCAACUGAUGAAAUUAUAUCUGUUGACUUAAGUGGCUCUUCACAAUCCUCAAACAGAAUUACUUUCUCUCCGGGCAUACAGGAAUUGCAAAGGUAUAUGGAACAUCAUCCUGAUUGCUUUGCAAUUGAUCCUCUCGAUAAAAUAUAUCCGGUAUUGGAUCGGCUAAAAAUCCAACAAAUUCUUCUUGGGCUGGAUGAUCUCAACAAAGAAGGCCGUCGGGCGAUAAGAGGACCCCAUUUCCUAAAGGUAAAUGGUUUUGAUGACCCUGAUUUGGCACAAAGUCUGUCUGAAGCUAAACUAUCUCUUCCAAGUAUAGUGAAACCUCAAGUUGCCUGUGGAGUAGCUGAUGCUCACAGUAUGGCAAUCACCUUUAGAGUUGAAGAUUUUAAGGAUUUAGACGUUCCUCUUCCAGCAAUUGUUCAGGAGUACGUGGACCAUUCAUCUACUAUAUUCAAGAUUUAUGUCUUGGGGGAGAGAGUUUUCUAUGCAGUUAAGAAAUCUAUACCGAAUGUUGAUGUCUUGACCAUAUCAUCUGAAAGAAAUGAACUCGGACCUUUACUCUUCGACAGCUUAAAAUCUCUACCAACCGGUACUGAGCACUCUACAGCUGCAGAUUCCUUCAAGACCAAUAUUGAUUCUUUUGAUCUUGAGCUAGUCACUGAUGCUGCAAAUUGGCUUGCAAGACAACUUGAUCUUACCAUCUUUGGCUUCGAUGUUGUUAUUCAGGAAGGCAGUGCAGACCAUGUCAUUGUGGAUGUGAAUUAUCUCCCAUCAUUCAAGGAAAUACCUGAUGAUAUCGCUGUACCAGCCUUUUGGGAUGCUAUCAGACAGAAGUUCGAAUCAAUAAAGAGGAAAUAG
Molecule: messenger RNA, 1494 nt
Organism: Dovyalis caffra
Lineage: Eukaryota; Viridiplantae; Streptophyta; Magnoliopsida; Malpighiales; Salicaceae
Source: the annotation of a GenBank genome assembly